AUGGCCGUGUGUAUUCCUGAACCAGGCUAUAACUCAUCGGAUUACUCACGUGUCAAGACCACAGAAGAAGGCAUUAAUCUGUUUGGACGCCGGCUGCUGGCCAGUGCCAGCACAAGCACAAAUGAUAGCGAUCGUGAUGGUUAUAUGCUGCUUGAGACCGAGUUUCCUGGUGUCAUAGCCAUCUACACGAUCGUCAAUGCACUUUCCUUGCUAGGAUUUGCCUUCAUUCUCACCACAUACCUGUUGUUUCCACCCGUGCGCAAGCAACACUCGUCGCUGCUUGUGUGGGUGGCACUCAUGGGUAUACUUUUCCAUGGCACCGUGCUAGCCCGGACUCCUGCAACCUAUGGAGCUUGCUGCGCCACAGCUCCAAUUGUUCAGCUAGCACUCCUCUCGCACGAGCUCUAUUUCUUUGCACUUGCAUUCAACUUUUACUUUACUACCAAGUACCCGUUUCGGUCGUCGAGGUGGCUAAACCCGAUCUAUCAUAUUGCCGUAUGGACUAUUAGUAUUGCUGUUACGAUUAUGGCUUCGCAAAUAGGCACGGAACGAGUCAGCUCUUAUGGUUUCUGCUGGUACGCCUCUGAUUACGACGGCGCCGUGGACGAUGGCGAGUUUAUCCUGCUGGAAAUCUUUUUCAUUCCGAUCUCCGCAGGGUAUUGUGUUAGUAUUGGCUGGUAUAUCUUAGCUACUAAACGCGUACGGCUCACAAUGGGAAGUAGUACUACAACCCGCACGAAUUUGGAUUCAAUGCGAAGUUUCUUGUUCUGGAGUUUUUCUCUGUGGAUGGUUGUGACAAUCCCGUACAUCUUGCGGCACCGUCAUGUAGUCGCAAACAACUCAGCUGAAGAGAAAGCCUUGCGGUUCAUAGGACGUGUGUCGAUUGCGUUUUUGGGUACUGGUAGUGCGAUACUCUGGACGAAAUCGAUGAGUGUCCUCAAGACUUUCAAGCUAUGGCGUCAGCGGAACUGGGAUGACUAUUUCAAGGUGUAUGACGCUUCGUGGGUACUGCGUCGGGAAAUCUUGUACUUUGCCACAAAGGGUAUUCAGCUCGGCGCGAGUAGCGCCAAGGGUAUUCCGGAGAACGAUAGCACUAGCCCAAACGUUGAGUCCAUCUUCUCUUUUACACAACGCUCGGGUAUUUUUCCGUGGCAGCUGCGACUUGGAACUAUAUCACAGGUGCCGGACGUGCUCUCAUUUGAGCUAGAUGGCGCUUUGUCCGGCCAGAAAGCUCUUUUUCGCGAUUAUGAGCCAGAGGUCUUUCAUGAAAUCCGACGAAUGUCCGGGAUCACUCGCGAGAGCUAUAUUCAAUCGUUCAAGGGUAGCACGCGCGAGCGAUUUAGCGAAGGAAAGAGUGGUUCGUUCCUCUACUAUACAGGUGACCAGAUUUUUAUACUGAAGACAUGCACGCCAGCUGAGCAGAAGUAUCUUUUAUACAUUCUACCCCAGUACAUGGCACAUUUGCGCCGCAACCCGAACAGCUAUCUAUGUCGCUACGUGGGUUGCCACGAGCUGGUAAUGGAGCACCACUCGGUUCUGUUCAUCGUGCUGACCAACAUAUUGAACAAUCCGAGCGUAAAUAUUGACGAGCUGUACGAUCUUAAGGGUGCAUGGGUUGGUCGGCACCGCGGCGAUUCUCCUAGCGGUACACAGCGUGUAUGCAAAUUCUGUGGUCGUGAUUUUGUUGUAGGUAUGUCCGAGGAGGUGUGCUCUCAUAACCCAAAUGCUGGAUUUGGUCACGCGGAGUUUGUUGUAGGAAAAGAUUUGAAUUGGUCGUGUCGACGACUUGGACUUCCUACUGACCUAGCCGAGCAACUUGGUAGUCAGUUGUACGCCGAUACAGAGUUCUUGCAGCGCAUGAAUUCGAUGGACUACAGUUUAGUGAUAGGUUUGAGCCGCCAUAAGUCUUUUUCUGCUUCCAGCGGCGGUGGCACAGUACUAUCACGGAGUGUUGGUCCACAUAUUAAGGGGAAGCUGUUUGUGAGCGGAAAUAGUGCUGAUGAGGCAGUCUACUUAGAGUCGUCAAGCCCUAACGGUGCUACCCUCCAAGGUCUUAGUCGUCCUAGGGAAAAUAUGGCAACGUUCUGCGCUGACGCGUGUGUCGUGAACAUGGGCAUCAUAGACAUUUUAACUCCGUGGUCUUUCAAAAAGAGUCUCGAGCGGUGGAUGCGCGUGCGACUGCAGUGUCGCGAUGCGAAGGGAAUUUCGUGCAUGAAGCCCAUCCCAUAUGCUGAUCGCUUUCGUCGAAAUGUGAUCGACACUGUUAUUUUUGGUCGCCGUCUCGGGUCCAAAAGACGUCAUCCGGAAAAACAUCAAGCAGAGUCAAUUAUGGUGGAUUUUACGAGUAUGUCCAUGGACGUGAACUUCUCUAUGGAUAUUGCAAACUUGUCAGUGGAUACUCCGUCCAAUCUCUCAAUGGAAAUAUAG
This is a messenger RNA of Peronospora belbahrii, 2427 nucleotides long. Lineage: Eukaryota; Oomycota; Peronosporomycetes; Peronosporales; Peronosporaceae. The record is from the annotation of a GenBank genome assembly.